Setaria italica (foxtail millet) is the source of this 4172-nucleotide messenger RNA. Its product is annotated as integrator complex subunit 3-like. Bases 1726 to 3303 code for a protein of 525 amino acids. Lineage: Eukaryota; Viridiplantae; Streptophyta; Magnoliopsida; Poales; Poaceae. The record is from RefSeq and is a predicted model, not a curated record. The transcript has 7 exons. Gene Ontology annotation, cellular component: cytoplasm.
GCCAAUCUUCUUCCUCCCUGAUGCCCCGGCGCCGUCUUCCCCGCCCCCGCGUCUCCUCGCCGGCGGCGACCACCACCCGCUCCCAACAUUCCCCUUCUCCCCCUUCAUCUCCGCCCACAUUCUCCUCUCCUCCUCGUUUCCGUCCCCCGCCGACCUCUCUCCUCCCGGCACCUAUGAUGUGAGGAAGGAGGCAAUUGCUCAUUGCAUGAGGGGGUGCGUUUGGGGGGCUGGUGAAGAAACGGGUGCCCCCUUCGUUGGAGCCAUUGACAUGUUGUGAGAAGCUAUCACCAUUGCUGAUGCAGAAGCUUGUGGCAUUUAAAGUCAUCGUGGAGCGAUAGCAGCUGAAUAUGUCAAGGAGCAUCUUCUCAGAAAUUUAAUCGAACAUCCAAAGUCCAUCACUGAUACCAAGGCUGCUAUUGCCGAAGCUUACAAACACACAGAUUCAGAAUUUUUGAAAGUUGAUAGGAAGUAAACCAGGUCCAGGUGCUGGCUCAACUGCCGUGACAGCUAUUUUUGUAGGUGGUCGUUUACUUGUUGCAAAUGUUGGAGAUUCUAGAGCUGUUAUUUGUAAAGGAGGACAGGCGAUUAUGUGUUCAAGGGAUCACAAACUCAGAUGAGAGACAUAUAAUUGAGGAUGCUGGGGGCUAUGUUAUGUGGGAUGAGGGGUGGCGUGUGGGUGGUGUUGUCCCGGUCUCUCGAGCAUUUGGUGAUAAACUCUUGAAGCAGUAUGUUGUCGCUGAUCCAGAAAUCAAGGAGGUGGUGGUUGACAGCUCCCUUGAAUUCAUCAUCCUUGCUAGUAAUGGACUCUGGCAGGUUGUCACUAACGAGGGAGCUGUUGCCAUAGCCAAGAGACAUAUUUGGGACCCCGAGGAAUCAGCAAAAGAGCUUCCCAAUGAAGCUUACAAAAGGGAAACUUCCGAUAACACCACGGUGGUGAUCGUCCGGUUCCUGCAUGAGAACUCCGAGUUGCCCUCGAUCUGAUCCUGUAGGAUCACGCAUGCCAUGCCAGCAUGUGUUCUUCGUCUGGCUGUUUUUACCUGACGCUCGAAACAGAUUGGCCCUGCGUCUGCUCUGACUCUGGCUCGCCCCAAACUGUCAUCCUGAUGUUACUCAUGCUCCUGCUGGCCUAAACUGGAGUGCUAGAGCAGAAUGACGAUAUGUCUUUGUUCGAGAAUAAGCAGCAGAGUUGCAUAUCAUUUGUACUAGGAAGAAUAGUUAACGAGAGUUUUACAACGCAGGUCUACCGGGCACACGCACACGGAUUCACUUGCAUGGGCUGAUUAUCAAAUAAAUUAAACAACCGGAUGAGGGGAAAACACUAUGCUUGGAAACUAUCUUCCCCUAGAGGUCGACUGUUGGGCCGCCGGCCAUCCUAUUCCGGCGAGAUGCUUCGCCCCAGCUUGAGUCCACGCCUGUCCCUCUUCGAUGAUCUCUGCAAUCAGCUGGUUUGUCGAGAGUGCAGAAUGACGAUAUGGCUGGUGUUGUCAUACAGUAUGAUCCAAAUCCAAAGUGAACCUUGUUCUUUGACGAAAUGUAGCUUUCCGUGCUGUUCAUUCACGAAAUCAUGCAAAUUAAAGAGGUUUUCUUGGCAGUAGGUGUGUUUGAAUCUGUGGAACGAUUUGAACCAAGCUGUACGCUGCGUACGAUUUGUAAAUCAUAAAGCUAUAUUCCGAUGCUGUGAGCAACCGGCCGUCGGAUUCAUUCAUGCCAUGCGUCUGCUGAGGCAUGGGCCGGCCCACGAAGGAAUUCGGCCCAUACACAUGCGCAGGACACUCAUCUAAACCUUCCUCCUGCUGGCAAUCUUCUUCCUCCCUGAUGCCGCCGCCGCCGCCGCCACCGUCUUCCCCUGCCCCGCGACUCCUCGCCGGCGGCGACCACCACCCUCCCCCAACCUCCCCCUCCUCGCCAGAGCACCCCUUCCUCUCCGCGCACCUCCUCCUCCCCUCCCCGUCUCCGUCCCCCGCCGACCUCUCCUCGCCGCACCUCCCCCACGCCCUCGCCUUCGCCAUUCUCACCCAAUCCUCCCCGCUCCCGCGGCAUCUCCUUGUCGCCCUCCACGCCGCCGGCGCCCGCUUUCCCGCCUUCUACUCGGCCUUCGCCUCCGCCCUCCUCUCCCUCCCCUUUCCGCACCUCCUCACCCACCCGCGCGCCCGCCUCCUCCUCGCCGCCUCGGAGCUCGCCCGCGCGGCGGCAGCGGGGUUCGUGCCCCUCCUCGGCUCCCUCCUCCGCCGCGUGCCGUUCCCCGGCGACGCUCGCUUGCUCGAGCUUUUCACCGAGCACGCCUCCUUCCUCGCCGACGAGGAGCCCCAGCUCCUAGCCUCCGCCGUCUUCGCCUUCCUCCGCCUCCUCGCCAGGAACCGCCUCGCUCCGGUCCUGAGCAGCGGUGAGUGCAAGGAUUGUGAAGAGUGCAAGAGCGCCAAGACCCUUGAAGAAUGCAGGGGAAGGCUGGUGUCUUUCUGCGUCUCCAUGCUGCGGGAUCACUUCCAAGUGUGUGCAUUGAUCGGAAGGGACCUUGUGAGGUCGCUCCAUGAGCUGGCGCUCGUGCUGGAGUUUCAGCCACUUUGGAGAGACCAUAUUCUGCACCGUGUUGGUGACGUCUGCCGGAUCAGCACACCUGGUUGGUGCAUGGCUAUGGCCAUCACGCCGGAGAUGGAGACACAGCUCUUGUUCAUGAUGAACAAUGUGAAGUGGGGGGAUCAGAAGAGGUACCAGCUCUGGUUUGCGAUGAAGCACCUGAUGGUGCCCGGAGGGGAGGAGAGGAUCCCUGACAUUGUGCGGUUCAUAUGCUGCGGGUACCACCCAACAAAUGAGGUAAUUCAGUCUGGUGUUAUUGCCCGUUGGGCGGUCAUAGGCUGGCUGCUGACAGGUUGCAGCAAAGGCUAUGUGGUGGCGAAUGCAAAGCUUGCACUGUUCUAUGACUGGUUGUUUUUUGAGGAGGGAAGGGGUAGUGUCAUGAAUAUCGAGCCUGCAAUGCUCUUGAUGGUGAACUCGGUGUCUCAGUAUACAGAUAUUACAAACAUGCUGCUUGAGUUCUUGUUUCUUCUAAUUGAGAACUAUGAUGUGAGGAGGAAGGAAGCAAUUGCUCAUUGCGUGAGGAGUGCGUUUGGGGUGCUGGUAAAGAAACGGGUGAUCCCGUCGUUGGAGCCAUUGACAUGUUGUGAGAAGUUAUCACCAUUGCUGAGGCAGAAGCUUGUGGUGUUUUUAAGUAGCUCUAAUCCUGGAGCAGCUGAAGAUUCCUGUGGGAAACCAACUGAUGUAGUUUCUAAGGAAACAGAGUUGAAGAAGAGUGUUUGCUCAAGCUAGACCUAUUAAUCAAUGGUUUUGUCAUGUCAGUCUUCUGUCUCAGGAACGAACACUGCACCAAUUCAGCAGUUGCUGAGCUUUAGCAACACACGUGAAGAGGAAUCUCAAUGUGCUCUGAGAGUCUGAGUUUCACAAUGAGAAGAAAGAAGUGAAUAAGGGAUGUGGAGUAGGAGUAUGCAGUCAUUCAUCAAUGGCUGGCACUAUAGCUGGCAUGUUGGUUCCUGAUUUACAUCUACAGAGACACAUCAAACUAAGUUUGACACUAUGUUUGACUAAAUCAGAAGCCAACCUCAUCCGCAUUUAACUGUUGGUAGUAUUCCCACCGUCUUUGGCAUGAAUUUGCUGACCGAUGCCAAAGUUAUACUUAUCAUGUACGUGAACAGAUUAUAUCACUGAUUUUAUGGUCAUUGGCAGGAUGAUUGGAUCAUUUCAAAGAUGCAAUUUUUGCUCCUUGUGACAUUAUUCACAUUAGUCCCAGACAUGAUCAAUUGGAGUACAGUAGGAAAAUGAUUCUUUGUACAGAAUUUACCAUCAUCUGUAAUAGACAGUAUAACAGAUGCUUCCAGUGAUGUGUCCAGAUCCAAGGUUUGCAUGUGUUAGAAAACACCAUGCACAGCAUCUUGGUGAUAGUGGAACUUUUUGUUUGUAUUAGUAUUAUAUCUCCCCCCUACAAAAUGACAAAAUGUUUGUAUACGCACUGGCCGUUUGCGUUUGUAUGCACGUAUUUCUCCAAAGUCUGAUAGUUACAGCAGUCCAUCCAAUUUAGUUUUAUGCAGUCUGAAAUCCUUUUCAUAUACAUUUAUGUGCUUGCAAACAUUCUGUAGCUGUCCAGCUUUUGUGAUUCAAUUGCAAGAUCCCUUUCAUUUUCA